Argentina anserina (silverweed cinquefoil) is the source of this 997-nucleotide messenger RNA. Its product is annotated as protein NONRESPONDING TO OXYLIPINS 2, mitochondrial. NCBI's taxonomy places the organism in Eukaryota, Viridiplantae, Streptophyta, Magnoliopsida, Rosales, Rosaceae. The transcript is spliced from 3 exons. The coding region runs from base 89 to 361 and encodes 90 amino acids. The record is from RefSeq and is a predicted model, not a curated record.
ACCCCUAGAGCCCAGCAUCCCAAAUUGCAGUGCUCUCUGUUAUUCCCAAAACCCUAAACUUGGACAUUUGUCUCUCCCAUUUUCCACAAUGGCUUGUCGCUGCAGAUCGUUCUCAAGAUCCGCCUUCUCUUUUCUCAAAUCCACAGUCAACAAACCACCUCUCAACUCCAGACCCAUCUCCUCUCUCCCAUCCACCCCAUCACUCUCAAGGUCUGCUCCUCCUCAGUUGGGUAGUCUUCAGUCUCUGCUUCCAUUCCACACGGCGGUUUCUUCAGCUCGGAUGACGUCAUGCCUCGGCAUUGACACGAGGAGCUCGAGGUCGUUGUCUCAGGGUACGCUCGGUGCAAACCCAGGAGUUUGAUAUCUUCAAAUCUUUUGUAUUUAUUAUCUAGCUGGGUCUCAGUGUGCCGCGAUAAUGAUAAGAGAUUGAAGUCGAAAGAUAGAGGCUUAGACCAAGUGUCACAUCAUUCUGUUGCCCUAUUCAUCACCUACUGGAGUUAAUUUUACAGUUCUGUAAACGGAUGAUGUAGCUGCUGGAAUUGGAUUCUCUGAUUCAUUGCAAUAAUUGUUGAGAUUCUCCUUCAAAUUUGUUUCACCUUCCAAUGGAUUUUCCCAUGGCACCAAUAUAGUACAUUGUUGUUUCUUUACUGGAAAAGAAAAUAAGUUCAAAGCUCUAAGAUCUGGCGUGUGUUCGAAGUUCCAGUUAAAGUUUUCGUUUUCAUUUUGUCUUUGAAGUUUGGAUGAACUAAAGAAGGGGCAAUGGGGUUGUCGCCACGUAGCAGUGAGCUUGAUAAUAUAGAAUAAGCUUGUAGACAACGUGAAGUGCAGGUUGAGGAAUGAGGAUACAUAUUACAUGGGCGGUAGAUGUGAUAAUGUUCAAUGUCUCCCAUUUAUUUGUGAAAAGAGUAUUGGCCUCAGCGCUCAAUGUCCCCAUGAUCACAAUACACUCGCAUGUUGCAUGUGUCUCUCCAGUCUCCAUCUCUUCCCACAAAGGUCC